Molecule: messenger RNA, 460 nt
Organism: Drosophila guanche
Lineage: Eukaryota; Metazoa; Arthropoda; Insecta; Diptera; Drosophilidae
Exons: 4
Coding region: 35-445 (136 amino acids)
Source: RefSeq, a predicted model, not a curated record
AUAAAGCCUGUAGGUUUUGUGUCACAAAUCUCAAAUGUUUCGCUUGAAAUGGUGUUGCUACUGCAUUGGCCUGCGCAAGGGCUGCAUAAUCAUUGCCUGCCUGGACUUUUUCAUCAAUGUCACCGUGGCCACCAUGGGCGCAAACUACGACUACAUCAGUAGAAUUGAGCAGGCGGUGGCCAUUUGCCAUUGCAUUGGCUGUGUCUUCCUGUCUGGCGGUGCUCUGCUCCCUACAGAAAUCAUCCGUGCUGCUGAUCUUCUUCCUCAUUACCAGCCUCACCAACUAUGUCAUACUGAUUGCCUAUGUCAUCUACAUUUUUACGGAUUGGGUGCCCGAAGCAGCCUUCAUAGUGCCUUCUGUUUUGGUGUACACGGGCUUUGUUUUUCUUUACAGCAAUUGGGAUUUACUUUUGGCUCAUUGUCUUCUCGUAUAACAAAAUCGUGACCAGCGAUACUGUUA